UGCAACCCAGCUUCCUACACACACACACACACAUUAACAAUUAAUAUUCAGUAAAGCUACACCAUCAUAUCAGCAGAGUGCAUUCCGUUUAUUAAGAAUCAUUUACUUGCAGGAGUAUGGAGGAAAUAUGCAGAGUUUGCAUGGGAACGACUGGAGCAUCAUUAAACAUUUUUGAUGAAGCACAGAAAUGGGACCCUUGCAUUGCUGACAUAAUAGCGGAGUGCACCGGGUACGUGGUUUGGCGAGGAGACUUACUGCCGGAAAACAUAUGUCCGCCCUGCCUUGAGGAUGCACUGAGUGCAUUCAGCCUUAAAAAAACAUGCGAACAAAGCCAUAAACUCUAUUUCCCAUUGAUGGAGGAGGAUAGAGGAGAAGACAUCUGUGAUAAUCUGGAAGACGAUGUGGAUUGGGAACCGUCAGAUAGUGAAACUGAGAAAUUGAACCAAUUUGAAACCGAUUCGAAGGUUCAAGAUGAUCAGAAUGCCGAUCAUCAGUUCAAAUGUAGUCUUUGCCCAAAGAGCUAUGCGCAUAAAUCGAAUCUAAAUAGACACAAAAAAUUACACACUGAAGAACGACCCUACAAAUGCUCAGACUGCUCAAAGUCGUUCAAACUAAAGUCCCAUCUUCAAGCACACACCCAUGCGCACACAGGUUAUCAAUGUUCCUACUGCUCGAAAUCAUUUAAGCAAAAAGAUAAACUCAAAGUACACCUCCGUUAUCACACUGGGGAGCGACCGUACAAGUGUACUCAUUGUUCUAAGGCAUUUAAACAUAAUAUAUCUCUUAAAAAUCACACACAAAGUCACACAGGAGAUCGACCAUAUAAAUGUUCUCACUGCUCGAAGUCAUUUCGAGAGCAAGCGUCUCUGGAGAUUCACAUCCCCACUCACACGAGAGUGCGACCAUAUCAGUGUACUCACUGCUCGAAGUCCUUUUUGUACCCUAAACUUCUACAAAUUCAUAUCCGUACGCACACAGGGGAACGACCCUUCAAAUGCUCCCUCUGUUCAAAAUCUUUUCAACAAAAAGCCCAGCUCAUUCAUCACAGCCGUACUCACACUGGGGAGCGACCGUAUAAGUGUAUGCACUGCUCGAAAUCUUUCUCUCACUCCGGAACUCUCCACAAACACAUCCGUAUGCAUACCGGUGAGCGACCCUUUCAAUGUUCUCACUGUUCGAGAUCAUUUAAGCUAAAAUCCGAUCUAAACAUACACACUCGUACGCACACAGUCGAUCGUCCCUACCAAUGUUUCCAUUGCUCGAAGUCAUUCAAAUAUAAAUGGUAUAUUAGCAGACACCUCCGUACCCACACGGGGGAGCGACCAUAUUUGUGUACUGACUGCUCGAAGGCAUUCAAACAUAAAACAUCUCUUAAAAAUCACGCCUGCAGUCACUCGCAAAAUUAUCGCUAG
Messenger RNA from Drosophila persimilis, 1412 nucleotides. Its product is annotated as gastrula zinc finger protein XlCGF52.1. Gene Ontology annotation, biological process: regulation of transcription by RNA polymerase II. The transcript has a single exon. Gene Ontology annotation, cellular component: nucleus. The coding region runs from base 117 to 1412 and encodes 431 amino acids. Gene Ontology annotation, molecular function: RNA polymerase II cis-regulatory region sequence-specific DNA binding; zinc ion binding; DNA-binding transcription factor activity, RNA polymerase II-specific. NCBI's taxonomy places the organism in Eukaryota, Metazoa, Arthropoda, Insecta, Diptera, Drosophilidae. The record is from RefSeq and is a predicted model, not a curated record.